UUCAUUUCAACAAAUCCGAGACUCACCUGACACCACUUUUUGCAGCGUAUGCGAUGGCAUUAACUGGAAAGAUACCAAUGCGUUGUUGGCGGAAGGUUCGCCACUUGCCUUUGUGAUGUAGUGUAAGUUGUGUGCUUUUAGGACGCUGCAUCUGCAUUGCAGAUAAACCGUAGAAAGGACGGGAAGAUAAGUUACUAUGCAUAAGCAAGACGAGUUGUUUCUGAUCCCUCGUAGCAAUACAAGGAGACACCAGGACCCUCAUAAACAUUCCCUUUAUCUGUCAUCCGGAAUCACCUGCAGAUAAACGACCCAGAUAACCUGCUCAAUCAGCUGCAACCCCCUGUGGACAGCUGUCUCUCUCGACUGAUGGAAAACUGUCACUAUCUGCUGAAUAGAGGAGAGAGAGAGAGGAGCAACGUCAACAGUAGAAGAAGCAGGAACCAGCAGCAGCAGUGACGGCUAAGGGAUCUAUUGUUCCCUUGUGUUAGGCAGUUUUUAUUCUUCUCAACUGACAAUCAGCACCAGAAGCUGAGAGAGGUGACUUACGACACCAUUCAUGAAGGAAUACUAAUCUCACCCCGUCUCCCAGAAAAAUAAAUAUACUUUUCCACAAAGGCUUUCCCGUUUAUCUGGUGGAUUAAAGCAUCCAGCUUGAGGUAUGGGGCUGAGAGGGAGAGGUACAUUCUUAUUUAGUGGUCCAAAGGGGACUGCUCCAUCAGCCCAUUGCGUGUGGAUGGUUAUGCUCCUGUUUGGAAUCUGGGGUGCUCAAGCACAGCCUGAAAGAGACACUAAAUCUACAUAUGUCUGGAAAACAGGUCCCUGGGGAAGAUGCAUGGGGAGUGAAUGUGGUCUGGGGGGCAGCCAAAGCAGGGCAGUAUGGUGUGCCCACAUAGAAGGAUGGACAACUUUACAUGCAAACUGUCUGCAGACUGAAAGACCUGACAACCAGCAAAGUUGUUUUAGGGUAUGUGACUGGCACAAGGAGUUAUAUGAUUGGCAACUUGGGGACUGGGAUCAGUGCCAACCUGUGGCAUUAAGGAACUCUGGAUCAUACAAGCGUCCGGAGUGCACAAAAGGAGAGGAGGGGCUUCAGACUAGGGAUGUGUCCUGUGUCCAAAAAUCAAAUGGGGCGCCUGCUGAGGAUGUGAUUUGUGAAUACUUUGAACCAAAGCCUCGUCUUGAGCAGGCUUGUCUCAUCCCUUGCCCACAGGACUGUGUUGUCUCUGAGUUCUCCUCAUGGUCCAAGUGCUCUAAGACAUGUGGCAGGGGGUUAGAACAUCGAAUUCGGAGUGUUUUGACCCCACCACUUUUUGGGGGUUCAGUUUGUCCCAACCUGACAGAAUUCCAGCCUUGUCAAUUCAGUGCCUGCGAGUCAGAGGAGAGUAUGUACAGCUUGAAAGUAGGUCCCUGGAGCAACUGCUCCUUGCCCCACUCAAGACAGGCACGGCAGGCUGGGCAGCGAAGGAAGAACAAAGGCAAAGAAAAGGGAGUUAAGGACCCAGAAACAAGAGAGCUCAUCAAGAAAAAGAGAAACCGAAAUCGGCAAAACAGGCAAGACAGCAAGUUCUGGGACGUGCAGAUUGGAUACCAGACACGACAGGUUAUCUGCACACAUAAAAAUGGGAAACUUGCUGCUCUGAACCUCUGCACUCAAGAAAAACUUCCAGUCACCUUUCAGUCCUGUAUCAUGACCAAGGAUUGUGAAGUGACCGAGUGGUCUGAGUGGGGUCCUUGUUCUAAGGACUGCUAUGACUUGAACUCUCCCAAGGGUGCCCGGACCAGGACAAGAAGAAUAAAGCAGUUUCCUUUGGGCGGUGGUGCAGAGUGCCCAGAACUGGAGGAACAAGAACAGUGUGCCCCUCAAGGCGACGGUGUCCCACCUUGUGCUUCGUAUGCAUGGAGAACUACAGAGUGGAGUGAAUGCCGUGUGGACACUUUACUCAGUCAGCAGGAUCGAAGAAGAGGGAAUCAAACAGGCCUUUGUGGAGGAGGAUUACAAACUAGAGAAGUGUACUGUGUCCAAGGGAAUGAGGAUCUUCUCUCUUACCUGAACACACUUAAAGAAAAGGAAGAAAGUCAGUCUCAAAGCAAGCAGAAGCCUAGUGUUGCACCACUUCUGUCAAUCACUUUUGAAAUAACAGCAUCCAAACCUGUGGACACUAAGCUGUGUACAAGCCCUGUACAAAAUACCAGCAAGCUGUGUCACAUUGUCUGCCCCAUAGAAUGUGAAGUCUCUUCGUGGACAGCUUGGGGGCCCUGCACUUAUGAAAACUGUGAAGACCAAGUGGGGAAAAAAGGUUUUAAAUUGAGGAAAAGGCGAAUCAUAAACGAGCCUACAGGAGGAACUGGAAACUGUCCCCAUCUCACUGAAGCAAUACCGUGCGACGAGCCGACAUGCUAUGACUGGCAGCUGGUUAGAUUAGGAGAGUGCACACCUGACAAUGAGAAGAAGUGUGGUCCUGGCACACAGAUCCCAGAAGUGGAAUGUGUCAACAGUGAUGGAGAGGAGGUAGACAGACAGCUGUGUGGAGAUGCCAUCUAUCCCACUCCUAUUGUCUGUGAAGUCCCAUGCCCAAAGGACUGUGUGCUCAGCGCAUGGUCAAAAUGGUCCUCAUGCUCUCACACCUGCUCAGGAAAAACCACUGAAGGGAAACAGACACGGGCUCGCUCUAUUUUGGCAUAUGCAGGUGAAGGGGGAGUUCAGUGCCCGAAUAGCAGCACUCUCCAUGAAGUGCGCGGCUGUAAUGACCACCCCUGCACUGUCUAUCACUGGCAAACUGGGACCUGGGGCCAGUGCAUAGAGGACCCAUCAGUAUCAACUAUUAAUUCUACCACCAGCCGGAGCGGUGAACUGACCUGCUCAAUCGGAAUGCAGACAAGAAAAGUCAUCUGUGUGAGGGUCAACGUGGGACAGGUGCCACCAAAGAAGUGUCCUGAGAGUCUUCGGCCUGAGACAGUGAGACCUUGUCUGUUGCCAUGCAAGAAGGAUUGUAUUGUAACACCUUAUAGUGACUGGACUCCCUGCCCAUCAUCAUGUCAAGAAGGGGAUCAUUCAUUAAAGAAACAGUCCCGUAAUCGUGUCAUCAUUCAACUGCCAGCAAAUGGUGGCCAGGAUUGCCCUGAAGUACUGUACGAAGAGAAGAAGUGUGAGACCUCAUCCGUGUGCCCUGAUUUCAGAUGGAAGACACAUAAAUGGCGUCGCUGUCAGUUAGUGCCAUGGUACGUACGUCAAGACAGUCCCGGAACUCAUGAGACCUGUGGACCAGGACUGCAAACAAGAGCAAUAUCCUGUCGCAAGCAAGAUGGUGGACAGGGUGACAUUGGCGAGUGCUUGAAGAAUGCCGGAUCUAUGCCUUCUAUAACUCAGCCAUGCCAACUGCCUUGCCAGGAUGACUGCCAGUUAACCAACUGGUCCAAGUUUUCUUCAUGUAGUGCAGAUUGUGCAGGAGUUAGAACCAGAAAACGAGUACUUGUUGGGAAAAGCAAGAAGAGAGAGAAAUGCAGGAACAACCAAAUGUUCCCCCUCACUGAAACCCAGUACUGCCCUUGUGAUAAGUACAAUGCCCAUCCAGUGGGGAACUGGUCUGACUGCAUUCUGCCAGAUGGGAAGGUGGAGGGCAUCCUAGGAAUGAAGGUCCUGGGGGACAUCAAGGAGUGUGGACAGGGCUAUCGCAGCCAGGCCAUGGUCUGCUAUGAUCAGAAUAACCGCAUUGUGGAAACAUCUCGGUGUAACAGCCACGGCUACAUUGAAGAGGCCUGUAUCAUCCCCUGCCCCUCAGACUGUAAACUUAGCGAAUGGUCCAACUGGUCACGCUGCAGUAAGUCUUGUGGAAGUGGCGUCAAAGUACGCUCUAAAUGGCUCCGUGAAAAACCUUACAAUGGAGGAAGACCAUGCCCUAAACUGGACCACGUCAAUCAGGCCCAGGUGUAUGAAGUGGUCCCGUGCCAUAGUGACUGCAGUCAGUAUGUCUGGGCAGCUGAACCAUGGAGUGUGUGGAGAGUCAGCUAUGUUGAUCUAAAGGAGAACUGUGGAGAAGGUGUACAGACAAGGAAAGUCAGAUGUAUGCAAAAUACCAUAGAUGGGCCCUCGGACCCAGUAGAAGAUUAUCUCUGUGACCCUGAAGACAUGCCUCUGGGUGCCAGAGAGAGCAAGCUGCCUUGUCCUGAAGACUGUGUUUUAUCUGACUGGGCACCAUGGAGUCGAUGUCCUUUGCCCUGUAGUGGAAAUAGCAAACGUGAACGAUCUGCGUAUCCCAUAAGGCAACCAGGAGAAGGAAAAGAUUGUCCCAGUUUCACAGAAACCGAGGCAUGCAGUCUGAACAAGAACUGCUACCACUACACAUACAACGUCACAGACUGGAGUACCUGUCAACUGAGUGAGAAAGCUGUCUGUGGCAAUGGUAUUAAAACACGGAUGUUAGACUGUGUUCGAAGUGAUGGCAAGUCUGUCGAUAUCGAGUACUGCAAAGAGCUUGGUUUGGAGACAAACUGGCAAAUGAACUUGUCCUGUGUUGUGGAAUGUCCUGUGAACUGCCAGCUCACUGACUGGGCUGCCUGGUCAGAAUGCUCUGAGUCCUGUGGCCUAUUAGGGAAAAUGUGGCGUAAGAGAACAGUGAUUCAGCCUUCUCAAGGGGACGGCAGGCCAUGUCCUACACAGAUGGAGCAGUGGAAACCCUGUCCAGUCAAACCCUGCUACAGAUGGCAGUAUAGUCGGUGGUCUGAAUGCAAAGUUGAGGAUGCACAGUGUGGAGAAGGUGUGAGGUUCCGGAACAUCUCAUGUUUUGUGUUUGAUGGCUCCAAGGAAGAUAAUGGAAGCAUAGUAGAUGAGGAGCUUUGUGAAAAGGUGGAGCCUUCUGUAGAUGGAGACAAAGACAUUAUACUCGAAGAGAGGUGUGCUGUCCCAUGUCCAGGUGAUUGCUACUUGACCGACUGGACAGAAUGGAGCCCCUGCCAGGUCAGCUGUGUAAAUGGAGAAAUCCUGGACUUUGGUGCAGUACAGGUUCGUUCCAGGGCAGUAAUAGCUCAAGAGCAGGAUAAUCAACAGCAGUGUCCAGAACAAAUGUGGGAAUCCCGGUCUUGUGCGGAUGGCGAAUGCUAUGAAUACAAGUGGAUGACAGGCCCCUGGAGAGGGUCUUCUCGGUCAGUUUGGUGCCAACGGUCUGACGGAUUAAACAUAACAGGUGGCUGUCCUUUAACAAGCCAGCCUGUGUCUGACAGGUCCUGUGAUCCACCUUGCAAUAAACCUCAAUCCUACUGCACUGAGCUUGGAGUUUGUGGCUGUGAGGUGGGUUUUACUGAAGUGAUGACGUCAGAUGGCAUGCUUGAUCAGUGCACCCUGAUUCCAGUACUUGAGGUGCCAACAGUGGGGGACAAAAAGGCAGAUGUGAAGACAAGCCGAGCUAUCAAUCCCACCCAACCAUCCACCAACCAGCCAGGGCGUGGAGGUAGAACCUGGUUCUUGCAGCCUUUUGGACAAGAUGGGAAACUGAAGACAUGGGUUUAUGGUGUAGCUGCUGGAGCAUUUGUGCUACUCAUCUUUAUAGUCUCUAUGAUUUAUCUAGCUUGCAAAAAGCCAAAGAAACCCCAGAGAAGGCAAAACAACAGACUGAAACCUUUGACACUGGCUUACGAUGGUGAUGCUGACAUGUAGGCUUCUCAGCAAACACACAAUCUAUGGAGUGAAAACCCAGCGUGUCUAUCACAGCACUGCUGUGUCAAGACAUGUCCCGUCCUUACUGGAUUUGAAAGCUGUCUUGCAUUAUCAAGGCAGGUCUUUGGAAAGCAUGUAAACUAACAAAAAAAUUUUAAAAAAAUAUGAACUGACUGGAAUGAAUGUUCAAAAGAUUAUACAAGUGCGCAGUUUGAAGAAAAUCCUCAUUCAGCAGUAGCCUGUUAUAAAAACAAAACAAACAAAAAAAAAACAUUCUAACAAAAAAACUAAGCUUUUUUUUGCGCUUUUUCUUUUUUUUUUGCUGCACAAAAGCCUUCACAACCUUUACAGACUAAAAUAAAACUGCCUUUGCUGUACAGCUGUGUAUGCUAUCUAUACUAUGUUUUCUACACAAAGGUUACUGCAGCAGAGUUAGUUGGAGGACUCCAUUUUUUCCAUUGCAGUUCCAACACAUUUCUACAGCCCUACCUUAUAAAAUUCCAAGGCACAUUUUCAAUUUGGUUGAUUCCCUGCAGCUCAUGUUUUUUUGGGUUUUUUUUUUGGUAGAUAUACUGGUAUCUAUCUACAACUAAUCAACAUUCAUUAAAACCAUCUUAAAUCUGUUGGACUCCUGCCUGCAACCUUUUGCUACACUAUGUUAGUGCAGCAUGAUAUGCACUUACAUCUAGUACUGCCAUAGAAAACCGCCUCUUUCAAUGCAGGGUGACGUAGCGUCUUGUGCUUGAAGUUUAAAAGACAUUUCCCAGAAGGAGCAAACCAAUGUGUAUCUAUUAAUUUAAGAGUAGAGUUCAGUUCUGUAAUGUGACAUGAAAAAAUAAAUAACUAAAAAAUUAGUGGAUAUGUGUAUAUAAUCGUUCUUGUCACAAUAGCAAUUUUAUAAAACCAGUAACCUUUGUGGUCUGUACAGUUGCAGUAUUAUAAGUGUGUAGUUUUCUGCCCGACUAACUUUAAAUACGUAAUUUCCGCAAUGGUUUCUAAUACUGUGAUUUUGAAGGCUGUUUACAACUUGUUGUUUUGUAUUUGUUUUCUAUGAUGCCGAAAUAUUUACGGAUCAGUUUGCGCGUGUUAGCUGAUUCCACAUUUAGAUGACAUUGUGUGCUAAGGGAUCAACACAUGUUAAAUAACUAAAGCUACCUAAUCACUGGAGCACAAGUGUAGAUGCUUACUUCAUAUAAAGAUCAUUAGCAUCUGCUCUAUCUGGCACGGAACAAGAAAACAUUGUAGACACACAAAGCUUGUGGAGCUUACAAACCGCCAUUACAUUGUAAACAAAUACCCAUUGUAAUUGCUUCUGAAGUAUCAUAUACCUGUCACACCUGUAGAUACUGAGCCUUAUUACUGAGUAAACUUAAAAUUCAUUUAGAAGAAACCAAUUAUAUCUGCUGCAGGUUGGUAUAAGGAGAUAUAAUGGUCUUCUACAGGGGAGUUCUUUUCAUAAAAUGUGCAAUAUCAAGGUUGAAAUUUAGCAGAACAUUUUGGACAGCAAAGAGGUAUGACACAUUUAGAAUCAUUAUCGUUUAUAUCCUA
Molecule: messenger RNA, 7198 nt
Organism: Polyodon spathula (Mississippi paddlefish)
Lineage: Eukaryota; Metazoa; Chordata; Actinopteri; Acipenseriformes; Polyodontidae
Product: thrombospondin type-1 domain-containing protein 7A-like
Exons: 30
Coding region: 659-5650 (1663 amino acids)
Biological process (GO): cell adhesion; actin cytoskeleton organization
Cellular component (GO): extracellular matrix; plasma membrane
Source: RefSeq, a predicted model, not a curated record